Labrus mixtus (cuckoo wrasse) is the source of this 2446-nucleotide messenger RNA. RefSeq names its product poly(A) binding protein interacting protein 1 (gene paip1). Gene Ontology annotation, molecular function: RNA binding; protein binding; translation activator activity. Lineage: Eukaryota; Metazoa; Chordata; Actinopteri; Labriformes; Labridae. The transcript has 11 exons. Bases 68 to 1408 code for a protein of 446 amino acids. The record is from RefSeq and is a predicted model, not a curated record. Gene Ontology annotation, biological process: regulation of translational initiation.
ACAGCACUUCUUCUUCAUCUCUUUACCUGAUGCUGCUUUGAGAGUGUAGGCUGACAAACCAGCAGACAUGAACGACAAUUUCGACCGAGCUCCCGGAGCAGGUAGAAGCCGAAACCUACCUGGAGACUCUGGGUUCGUGGGCACCGCUGUGGACGGCGAGACCAAAACCAUGCUGUUCAACCAGAGGGAGCCUUUGAGACAGCCGCGAACAUGCCCGCCAUUUACCGAGAACAACACGACCAACGACCUGGGUGUCGGAGGAGAUUUUAAAAAGCAGAACAAAGCUCAACAAAAUGCAAAUGCCAACAGUAUAUCUGCCUCCAAAAGAUGUAAUGAUGUGGAUUCUGUCAUCAAGUCUUCAAAACUGUCAGCCAGUGCCCCAGAGUUUGUUCCCUCUGGAAUUGGCCUGUACGAGGACGCCGCAUUUUAUGAUGACGGUGAAAGCUAUGAAGAACCUACCUUGUCCGACUUGGUCACUGACUUCAUGGCCCACCUGAGCUCCUCACCAGGGUCCUUUGAGUCGGAUGUGGAACACAUAACUGGCAUGCUCAAUUCGUUGGUCACCACUGGAGAGUCGUUGCAUGAGCUGGUGGAACUGAUCUACACGCAGUCUACUGCCAUUCCAAACUUCGCGUAUACGGGUGCCAGGCUUUGUAAUUACCUGUCCCAUCACCUGAAUAUCAGCCCGCCAAGUGGCAACUUCCGUCAGCUGCUCCUGAAAAGGUGUCGAACAGAGUUUGAACAGAGGGGCGUAGCUGUUAGAGGAGACCCUGAAACCCAGAAGAAAUUCCACUCUUUUGUGCUCUUCCUGGGAGAGCUCUAUCUGAACCUGGAGGUGAAGGGUGGAAAAGGUCUCCGAGCAGAAAUCCUGCUCUCUGCUCUGAACGACCUGAUGAAGAGUCUGUUCGAUAAUCCUGUGGAUGCAAAUCUCAUCUGCGCUGUUAAACUGCUCAAGCUAACAGGCUCGGUCCUGGAUGACGCCUGGAAAGAGAGUGGAAAACCACACAUGGAAGACCUAAUCCACAAAAUAGAAAAUGUUCUACUGGAUGCCACCUGUAGCAGGGAUGUCAGACAGAUGCUUCUGAAAUUAGUAGAGUUGAGAUCUAGUGACUGGGGCCGGGUCCGAGCUGCUGCAGCAGCCAGCAAUGCCACACCAGACAAUGACCCGAACUACUUUAUGAAUGAACCGACAUUCUACACAGAAGAUGGAACUCCUUUUACAGCAGCAGAUCCAGAUUAUGCUGAGAAAUACCAAGAGAUCCUGGACAGGCAGGAUUAUUUCAAUGACAGUUAUGGAGAAAAUGGAAGUGAAAGUGAAAUAUACGACUCUGAAGAGGAGAUGGGGCCUGAGAUAGAAGAAGCUUUUGAGAGUUUUUGUUUAGAGUCUGAGAGGAAACGAAAACAAUGACGUGAGACGCAUACCUACUGUACUUUUCUCGAUCAACUUGCUGGAAUGUUGAAAAUCAGCGGAAAAACUAGCAUCAGAGAGGUUCAAACUUUUAAUUUUCUGCAAACAAGCGUUUUAACAAAAAGAGCUGUUCAUAGUUGCACUUCUGACACGUUUUUUCGGUCAGUGUUGAUAAGAAAAGGGGGACAAUCAAAAGGAUAACUGUUCCUCAUAUUAAGGUGUUGAGAUGUUUUCAGACAUGGACGUUUUGUCUGUGUUGUUUGAAUUAUUUUAGUAACUGCUUUCCUUUACACCUUAACUAAAUGCCAAGAGACAAAGCGUGUGCUGUGGAUUUCUUUUAGAGUUCUUUAUAGAACAGCAGAUACGUUUCAGCAGAUUUGUGCAGAAUUUUGACAUGUUUGUGUGCAUUAUUUGACAUAUUUUAAUUAUCGCCCCAUUCAGAAAUUUUAGGCAAAAACACUUCAGUCAUUCAUCAGAAGUAGCUGGUCUUCAUUUGAAACGCUCUGUGCACACCUGAGGAGGUUGUUUUUACUGCAAACCUGUAGAAGUCAGAAACUGUUUAGAAGUUGUCUCUCAUGAAGAUGCCAUUAUGAAACGCUAUAUUCAAAGUGGCCGCAGUCCACUUGAGUUGUCAGUAAGUCAUUGAAAGCGCUAAAAGAACAAGAACUUUAUAUUAAGUUCACUAACUGUGAAGUAUUGAUAUCCACAAGUUCUGUUUUAUACUCCUUUCUUUUUUUUAGCGGUGAAGCCAAUAUUUUAAGUAAAUCUCCGUUUCAAGAGAUGAUUCCGAGUUCUGAAAAAGCAGUGCACCUAAUCCCAGUUUCUUUCCUGAAUGUAGCUUUAAAUAUCUAUGUGGCGUCUUGCAGUUCGCAGCAGUCCGUGUGAUCUAACCCGGCUGCAAAAAGGAUUGAUUCUUAUUCAAGACUCAAAGACUGUUUACCAGCAAACCCAUGGAGCCCAUUACACGGAAUGUUGUUUUAUUGUUUGUAAAUAUAAUUUAUGGUAUUGUUUGCCUGCAAUAAACUCUUUAUAAUGUGA